AUGGCAUCCAACGUCCACGGCUUGGAAACGACUGGAGCGGACUCCGAAAAUUGGAAUCUAGCUGGUGCGGUACUGGCAGACGAAUCAUUUUCAAAACAAUUAGGAGAAGCUGUGAACCGAGUAGACAGAGCAUUCGUGAAGCUUCUUGUCGAAGAAGGCCGGAAAACCAUCACCAAGGAAACCUACAUCGAGGCACUGACAAAACAACUUGCAGUAACCGUUGAGAACAACAGCCCCGGAGAUUACGUUCUGCGGUUACUGCUCCAGGCAGGAGCACAAAUCGAUGCCCAGGCCGGUAACGGCCAGACAGUGUUGUUCUUCGCUUGCACCAGCGACAAAAAAGAUUCAGUAAAAGAGCUGCUGAAGUACAAGCCGGACCUCGGUUUGGUGGUCAAUGACGAGACGUGCCUCUCCAUUGCAGUCAGUAGAGGUUGCUCAGGAAUAGCCAUGAUGCUUCUAGACGCCGGCACAAACCCAUAUCACCAUACGACGAGGGAGGCAAAUCGAUAUCUUCUUCACGAAUGCGUGAAGCAUAAUCUGGAGGGUGUCCUGAGAAGUUUGCUCCUGUACAACAUUCAGAUUGAGGAAAUCGAUAGCCUUGGCCGAACUGCGCUCAACUGUAUCACGUCUGCGACGGGUGCCCCAAUAUUUGAACUCCUCAUAAACCGCGGAGCCUCAGUAAACACAGUAAAUCGGGAUGAAAACACGCCUCUCUCUUGA
Messenger RNA from Mytilinidion resinicola, 720 nucleotides. Its product is annotated as ankyrin. Gene Ontology annotation, molecular function: protein binding. The transcript is spliced from 2 exons. The coding region runs from base 1 to 720 and encodes 239 amino acids. The record is from RefSeq and is a predicted model, not a curated record. NCBI's taxonomy places the organism in Eukaryota, Fungi, Ascomycota, Dothideomycetes, Mytilinidiales, Mytilinidiaceae.